Messenger RNA from Drosophila sulfurigaster albostrigata, 1192 nucleotides. RefSeq lists its product as uncharacterized. Lineage: Eukaryota; Metazoa; Arthropoda; Insecta; Diptera; Drosophilidae. The record is from RefSeq and is a predicted model, not a curated record. The transcript is spliced from 5 exons. The coding region runs from base 1 to 858 and encodes 285 amino acids.
AUGGGGGUUAUACACCUCUUCACUUGGCAACUCAGUUUGGCAGACAAAACAUCUAUGAACUUCUUUGGAAUGUAUACAAGGCCAAUCGUGACAUUAUGGAUUGGAGUGGCAACAAGCCGUUGGAUUAUAGUCGUCAACGACCGAGCGUCUCAGCCUCAACCUGUAGUAAAAUCAAAGCGAGAAAAAAGCAAACAAUCGAAAAAAGAUUUGGGCUUCCUGCGGAUUGGAUCGCUGAAUGUUCGAGUAAAGAAAACCACAGAAGCCUUCAGCAACUUCUUGGGAGUGGGCAAUGGCAGUGGAAUGAAUCCGUAUGGCCAUGGGGCGGCAACCGAAGCCACUCGCCAUCACCAGCGAACUCACCGUCACCCUCAUCAGCGUCAUCAUCAUCCUGUCAAUGGUACGACACGGGAUCAUCGAAUCUCUCAGAAUCAGAGAGCAUCGGCGACUGUACCCUACGGGAUGAAUAACAUCCUUGGCUCCCGUUCGAGUGUGCCCAUCAACCACAAUAUCUACGAUGCUGUGCACAAAUCCUGGGGCUCAGCUGACAAUAUCACACAACGCUCAGAGAAUCUAAUGCCACCACCAAAGUCGGUGGACUUUAUAUCGAAACGUUAUAGAUCCUCGAAACGUUCGUCAUAUGCUUCGAAUGCGACUGAUUCACCACGAGACUCGAUCUGCUCGUCCAAUUCCAGUUCCAAUCUUAACUCCGGCUACAGCAGCAUGCCCACGACUCCCAAUCAAAUACGUGCACCCAAAACUAUUGGUGGCGCAUCCUUGACAGCUGAUUCCGAUUCAGAUUCAGCUUGUGGCUUUGACUCCAAUUGGUCAGUCAAUGGACGAAACUCAAUGAAACCUUAAUGUUCUAAAAAGAAAAAGUAACAUUCGCAUUUUUUUUUAAUCUUACAAAUCUAUAAUAUUAAGUUUGAAUCUCUUGAGAAAUUGACGAUUACUAAAAUAAAUCAAUUGAAUAUUGUACUGUCUGUAGAUUCUAUUUCAUUAUAAUCAUUAUUAUCACGUACGGAAUUCAUUAACAAUUAUAUAGUGUUACGAAGAGCAGUUCAAUGCCACAUUGAAUUCAAAUCUUUCAUUAAUAAGGAUUUAAAAAAAAAAUAUCAGUUGAAUGAAAAUUAAAUAUUUUUAUAAAAUAACCUUUUAGAAAAAUGGCGAUUACAAUCAUUUGAGUUGUGAGUAA